CCGACGGAGAGGACAAAAUGAAGACAUCCGUUAUUUUGGCUCUGUUUGGCUUUGUACUCGCUGUCGGCUUUUCAGUCGCACUAACUGAAAAUGAGUUGGCCGAGAUAGCAGAUGAAUUUGAAGCAGAGAAACUUCGAGGUGAAUACGACAUGAAAGAGAAUGAUGGAGAGUUCGAUGAAGAGGAUCUAGAGGACAAUGAUAUGGCAAUCCCCAGAAGUAAAAGCGAAGUGGCGGCCGAAGACGAGGAGUUUGACGAAAGAGCAUUCGAUAAUGACGAUGAUAGAGACGAAGUUAGUGACGAAGGUGACGUAACAGCAAUGGAAAAGUCAGCUGACCCCUUUAUUCGCUUUAGACGUAUUGGACGCAAAAUAGGACGUAAGAUCAGACGUCGUGUUCCUUCUGUUCGUCGAAAAAUUCGUCGUACAAUUCGUCGUGGUCGUCGUAUAUUUCGUCGUUUCCGCGGCUAAGGCGGCCAAGGAAGACUAUUUCUG
This is a messenger RNA of Pocillopora verrucosa, 491 nucleotides long. RefSeq lists its product as uncharacterized. NCBI's taxonomy places the organism in Eukaryota, Metazoa, Cnidaria, Anthozoa, Scleractinia, Pocilloporidae. The record is from RefSeq and is a predicted model, not a curated record.